UAGAAACUAAAAAGUUUGCUCUCACCUAAAGAGUAGUUUGUUUUUGUUUUUAAGGUGUACAAAGCCGAACACUGUAAAAGGUGUAGUGAGUGAGUAGGACACUGCAAAGUACAAAAAAUGUGGUGAUAGUAACUAAGACUAAGUGACAAAGCUGUUGAAUGUACCUAAAAUACUGUUAUGGAAUGUAAUAUUAUAAUCAAACUAUUGGUCACCUUCAUGGUAAAAAACCAAGGAUUAUAAUUGGUUAUAACAGCAUAAAUGUGCAUCAGAUGAGAAAUCAUCUUGAAUUACUUUCUGACCAAGUCAAUAAGGUAAGGAAUUUUCCUAUGUGCUUUUCAUUUCUUUAUUCUUAUAUAGUUUAAGAAGUUAGCUUUGGUGUUGAUUUUCAAUUCACUCAAACAUCAUUUGAUAAAACUAUUUUCAAACAGAUUGCUGUCACUAUAGACAUGUUUGGAGGAGAUAGCAGGAUUACUGAAAUCCCAGAUGUGGAUUCAGAUGUUGAAUCCAAGAAGGAGAAAGAGUGUCCGAUUUCAUUAGCAGCUUUUGAGAUCCUAAGGAAGUAUAGCAGUGGAGUAAAGAAGAUGAAGCGAGAUAGUGUUAUGGAAGAACCGAGUUGUGAUACAACAAGCAAUGAAGGGAUGAAAUUGUCAACAGAUGACAUUUUGAGAAUUGCUGGAACAAGAUUCAUUCAAUGUUUCGAUUCUCAUCAUGCUGCUGAUCAAGCUCCUUUCAUGAUGCUCAGACACCCUUUUGAAUCAUCCUUCUAUGGCCUUUCCAUUGAAGAUACUAAAGAUGUUGAGCUUGUGGAGUUUCUUCUUUCAUCUGCUCAGAAAGUAGAAUGUCAACAGUUCGAACGAGGGAGCAAAUUGCUUAGCCAUUGUGAGCUGUUAUGUUCUGCAACAGGAAAUCCAGUUCAAAGAGUGGUUUACUAUUUCUGUCAAGCUCUUAGAGAAAGGAUUGAUAGAGAAACCGGACGACACAUAGUGUUGAGUUUGCAGUCAAUUCAGCAGACAUUUCAGCAGUUUAAUCUGGAUGAAGCGAUGGUGACUAUAACCGCCACUUACCAUGCAAUUCACCAGGACAUUCCAUUUUGUCAGCUUUCUAUCUUUGCAGGAAUUCAAGCCAUUAUCGAGAAUGUCAAGGAAGCGAAGAAGAUUCACAUAAUCGACCUUGGAAUAAGGAGCGGUUCACAAUGGACUAUCCUGAUGCAAGCUCUUGCUUCAUCUUGUCAUGAAUCUCAACUUGAGCUUCUCAAGAUUACUGCUAUUGGAACUACUUCAAAACCUGCAAUUGAGGAAACAGGAGAGAGAUUGUUGAGUUUUGCCAAGACCAUUAAUAUACCUUUGUCUUUUAAGAUAGUGAUGGUAUCAGACAUGUCAGAUCUUAAACAAGACCUUUUCGAGCUAGAUUCUGAUGAGGCAGUAGCUGUUUACUCUUCACAUGUACUUAGGAGCUUGCUUCCAGAGCCUGAUAAAAUGGAAUCUUUAAUGAAAGUGGUAAGGAACUUAGAUCCAUGUGUGAUGGUUGUAACCGAAAUGGAAGCAAACCACAACUCGCCUUUUUUUGUUAACCGUUUCAUUGAAGCCCUUUUCUUCUAUGGCACACUAUUUGAUUGCAUUGACUUUUUCAUGGAAAGAACUGAGCCAAAUCGGAUGGUGAUUGAAGCAACUUAUUGUUGUCAGGCAAUCAGAAACAUUGUGGCUGCAGAAGGAGAAGAGAGAAAGAUAAGAAAUGUUAAGAUUGAUGUGUGGAGAGCUUUCUUUGGGAGGUUUGGAAUGGAAGAGCUUGAAUUGAGUUCAUCAUCUAUAUACCAAGCUAAUCUCAUUGUUGACAGAUUCUCAUGUAGGACUUACUGUACUCUUGAGAUGAAUGGAAAAUGCCUUGUGUUGUGUUGGAAGGGUACACCAGUUCUAUCUCUUUCUGUUUGGAGAUUCCAUUGAUAUUGUAACAAUAUGAACUUGUUCAAAAAGUUAUAAGAGCAUUCAAAGUUGACAUAUUACCUUACCAACAUAUAUUUUAUCUUUGAUUAUCUGA
Molecule: messenger RNA, 2034 nt
Organism: Cannabis sativa
Lineage: Eukaryota; Viridiplantae; Streptophyta; Magnoliopsida; Rosales; Cannabaceae
Product: DELLA protein RGL1-like
Exons: 1
Coding region: 447-1940 (497 amino acids)
Biological process (GO): regulation of DNA-templated transcription
Cellular component (GO): nucleus
Molecular function (GO): sequence-specific DNA binding; DNA-binding transcription factor activity
Source: RefSeq, a predicted model, not a curated record